Messenger RNA from Alnus glutinosa, 1004 nucleotides. RefSeq names its product borneol dehydrogenase, mitochondrial-like. Gene Ontology annotation, molecular function: oxidoreductase activity, acting on the CH-OH group of donors, NAD or NADP as acceptor. The record is from RefSeq and is a predicted model, not a curated record. Bases 152 to 958 code for a protein of 268 amino acids. NCBI's taxonomy places the organism in Eukaryota, Viridiplantae, Streptophyta, Magnoliopsida, Fagales, Betulaceae. The transcript has 3 exons.
UGGUGGCCUUGGUCGUGCUUCUGGCCCUCGUCAACAUAUGACUUUACAUGAUCUUGAAUGGCCGCUGCCGUCCAUGUGGAAAGCAGUAAUUUUUUUUUACUCACUAUUCGGUGCUUGAUAUGACACAUGGUUCGGAGAUCAGUCGGCCGCCAUGGGAAGUUUCUCAUUGCUCUCGGCUGCUGCAAGAAGGCUAGAAGGAAAAGUAGCACUAAUCACCGGUGGGGCUAGUGGCAUCGGCGAGUCAACGGCAAGACUCUUCUCAAAGCAUGGAGCAAAAGUUGUGAUUGCAGAUAUCCAAGAUGACUUGGGUCAUUCUGUAUGCAAAGAUCUGAACUUUCAAUCCACGUCCUUCGUCCAUUGUGAUGUCACCAAGGAAAAAGAUGUGGAAAACGCCGUUAACCUUGCCGUUUCCAAGUUCGGAAAACUGGACAUUAUGUUCAACAACGCUGGCAUUGGCGGAGUAGCCAAAACCGACAUCCGUGAAAUUACCAAGGCUGAAUUUGAGCAAGUCAUUGGCGUAAACCUCGUGGGUGUCUUCCUCGGCACCAAACAUGCCGCCCGUGUGAUGAUCCCAGCUCGCCAGGGUAGCAUAAUUACAACUGCUAGCACGGCCUCGACUGUAGGAGGUUCUACACCACAUGGCUACACGAGCUCGAAACAUGGUGUGGUGGGAUUGAUGAGAAACACCGCUGUAGAGCUCGGACAGUUUGGCAUUCGUGUAAAUUGUGUGUCGCCGCAUUUGGUUGCCACGCCGUUAACAAAAGAUUUCUAUAAGCUGGACGAUGAUGGAAUUCAUCGUGUUUAUUCCAACCUUAAAGGUACGGUUCUCAAGGUAGAGGAUGUGGCUGAGGCUGUUCUUUAUCUUGGAAGUGAUGAGUCGAAGUACGUGAGUGGGCAUAAUCUUUUUGUAGAUGGGGGCUUCACCAUUGUAAAUCCAGGCUUUUCAAUGUAUGCUUAAUUCUAAUAAAUUAAAUGAGAUCGAUUGAGCAGUUUAUUUGAUUUGA